GCGGCUGGUUCUCAGCGGUGCAGCGGGCGCAAAAAAGUGCGACGGCCCCAAUUCGCCCACGAUCAUGUAGGCAUCGAUUUUACUUAAGUGCCCCUCUUAUUGCGCCUCCACCUGGCUCUAACACGACAAUCCGAGGUUAGUUAAGUAAACACUCCUCAGAGUUCCGAGGGUUUAGGAGUCGGGGGCUUUGAGCUGUGGCCAAUUAGGAAGCGAUCUCUGUCCAUGGCUUCCUCCUGUUGCCGACGUGGCCGAUUCCUAUUCUCCACAAACACCGCCGCCUCUCUCCCUCUCUCUCAAGAGUCUUCUUGGACUUUUGAUUAAAUGAGAGCGAUUAGGGUUUGAGAUUUCCCAAAUUAAAAGAGAAAUGGGAGAGGUCCAAGGAAAAUGGAAAGGGUAUUUUGGGAAGAACGGGCUGAGAGUAUUCUCGCCGGAGUACUACGCCGUCUGCGCCGUCGGCGGGAUGCUCAGCGCGGGGACCACCCAUCUCGCCAUUACUCCCCUAGAUGUGCUCAAAGUCAAUAUGCAGGUUAAUCCUGCCAAAUAUAAUAGCAUAUUUUCCGGUUUGCAUAUCCUAGUAAAAGAGCAAGGCCUGUCAUCUCUUUGGAGAGGCUGGACAGGGAAACUCUUUGGUUAUGGUGCUCAAGGUGGCUGUAGGUUUGGGCUUUAUGAAUAUUUCAAGAAGAUGUAUUCUGAUGUAUUAGGAGCGAAAAAUCAAAAUUUCAUAUUCUUUAUUAGCAGUGCAUCUGCUCAAGUAAUUGCAGAUGUUGCCCUUUGUCCUUUUGAAGCUGUAAAAGUUCGUGUUCAGACUCAACCCAAGUUCGCAAAGGGCUUAGUUGAUGGCUUCCCAAAAGUGUACAAUACAGAAGGUUUAUCUGGCUUUUCCAGAGGACUCUUUCCAUUGUGGGGCCGGAACCUUCCAUUUGCUAUGAUAAUGUUCUCGUCUUUUGAGCACUCUGUGGAUAUCUUAUAUCGUAAGCUUAUUCAAAAGAGAAAGGAGGAAUGUUCAAGAGCUCAACAACUCGGGGUGACUUGUAUAGCUGGUUAUGCAUCUGGGGCAGUUGGUACCUUCAUUUCAAAUCCUGCAGAUAAUAUUGUGUCUUCACUUUACAAUAAGAAGGCUAACAGUAUCAUGGAGGCUGUGAAGAAAAUUGGUUUUGCCAAUUUGUUUACAAGAAGCCUUCCUAUUCGGAUCACACUUGUGGGACCAGUUAUAACAUUGCAAUGGUUCUUUUAUGACACCAUCAAAGUAUUAAGUGGACUGCCGACUAGUGGAGGCAUCAUCCAUGACGAUGUAGAAGCAGCCUAGGACGGUCACAUGUUCAAAGAAUACUGCAGUCAUACUAAUUAUACAGAUAAAAUGGUUCACAUUUUUUUCCCUUCCGCUUGCGGAGGACUGAAGUUCGAUGUUCAUUGUUUUGGCUACCUUGACACUCUUGAUGAUUUCUGCUAGAAAUGAUAUCUUGCUCCCUGUAAUUGUGAGCCAGCCUACCGAAAGUUUUCAAUGGAGACAUCUCCCUUUUUAGUUUGCAGAGAUUCAAGGAUCCUGUUCUUACUUUACAAGAGCUCUGAAUUUUACGUUUUUGGAAGAUAUACAGUGUUCACUCAUAUUGCUGUGAGUCAAAAGACUGGUAUAUGUAGAUAUUUUUGUAGGUAUUGGAUCAUUAAGUAUACAUUGUAAUGUUUCACAAUAGCCAUGAGGAAACAAUAAGUCUGCUUGCAAACUUUGUUAAAUUCAAUUUCCAAGGCUUUUAGCCUUGUUAUUUAUACUGUUAUAGUUUCUGUA
Asparagus officinalis (garden asparagus) is the source of this 1783-nucleotide messenger RNA. Its product is annotated as mitochondrial phosphate carrier protein 1, mitochondrial. The record is from RefSeq and is a predicted model, not a curated record. Gene Ontology annotation, biological process: mitochondrial phosphate ion transmembrane transport. The coding region runs from base 365 to 1306 and encodes 313 amino acids. NCBI's taxonomy places the organism in Eukaryota, Viridiplantae, Streptophyta, Magnoliopsida, Asparagales, Asparagaceae. Gene Ontology annotation, molecular function: phosphate transmembrane transporter activity. The transcript is spliced from 6 exons. Gene Ontology annotation, cellular component: mitochondrial inner membrane.